AUGAGGUUAUUCGCGGCGUAUUCCCGCCACUCUGCGCUGCUCCUCCGCCGGGGCAGCAGCGGCGUCGUCGCGAGGUCGACGAGGAGCAUUCACAACGUCACGGUCGGCCGCAUCAGGACACAUGGCCUCCUCGCCCGGCGCAGGCCGACACUUCCGCGGCAGCCGCAGCAGCACGGCUUCUUCACCUCCAGCGACAAAGGCUCGGAACCCGACAGCAAGAAGACGACUUCGUUCCCCGUCGCGCGGUUGAACCUCGUUCCUACGGAUCCGAAGAACGCGCCGAACGGCGUCCCCGAGGAGGACGGAAAGAGCAAAGGCGCCGACGAGACGGCGUGGUAUAACUUCGCGCUCAAAUUUGAGAGCCUGUCCGAUGCUACCGAUGUCGAGUGGAGUGCCGACAAGAUUGUCGGCUUCAUCCUGCCGGAAUGGUCCAAGUUCGUUCCCGGGUACAUCCGGAAACUCCAGAGAGAGCUGUCCAUGUCUCCUGGGUCUCUCGCCGACGAGAUCUGGCAGGAGGCUCAUGAUCCGUUCAUCAACCCAGAAGUGCAGUACGCUGCUCAGGUCAGGGUGUCCAACGAACUUUGCGACGAGGAGAAGGAAUUCUUAUCCAGGAGGAAGAGGGUUACGACCAUGGCCCUCGCCAAGUACCUCGACAUUGACGAGAAGGAUGUCCACCCAGAAGACGUCCCGACCAUCGCCAUGUGCGGCUCCGGAGGUGGUUUGAGAGCUCUGGUUGCGGGCACCGGCUCUAUGCUCGCUGCCGACGAGGACGGCCUCUUUGACUGUAUUACUUACACCUCCGGAGUCAGCGGCUCAUGCUGGCUGCAGACUCUAUACCAUUCAUCUAUAUCAGAGGGCAGCCUUGGCCGAGUCCUACAGCAUUUGAAGGCUCGCGCAGGGGUGCACAUCGCAUACCCGCCGGUCGCUUUCCAGACUUUGCUCUCUGCACCAACCAGCAAGUAUCUUCUCAGCGGUCUGGUUGAAAAGCUUAAAGGUGACCCGAACAGCCAAUUUGGACUGGUCGAUGUGUACGGUCUACUCUUGGCAGCCAGAUACUUGGUCCCGAAAGGCGACUUGGAAGUGAAUGACCGAGACUUCAAGCUAUCCAACCAGCAGAAGUACAUUAAGUACGGCCAAAACCCAUUGCCGAUUUACACAGCCGUCCGCCAUGAGAUUCCCGACGUGGACGUUGAUGGAACCGAGGGCGUUCCGUCCACUUCGGAAGCAGCCAAGGAGAUCGCCAAGCAGGAAGCCUGGUUCCAGUGGUUCGAGAUCACGCCCUACGAGUUCUUCUGCGAGGAGUUCUCUGCCGGUAUUCCUACCUGGGCGAUGGGUCGACGUUUCAACAACGGUGUCGAUGUCCCGCCCGAGGAGGGUUUUCACCUGCCCGAGACUCGUAUGCCGUUCCUUUUGGGCGUUUUCGGCAGUGCCUUCUGCGCAACCCUCAGCCACUACUAUCACGAAAUCAGACCGCUCGUGCAGAGCUUGACAGGCUUCGGUACUCUGGACGAAAUGAUCUCUGGCUACAACGACGAUCUGAGCAAAGUCCAUCCCAUCGAUCCUGGCACUGUAGCCAACUUUGCGUACGGAAUGGACGGCAAGCUGCCAAAGACGACACCCAAGAGCGUCCUCAAUACGGAGUACAUCCAGCUCAUGGACGCCGGAAUGUCCAACAAUCUCCCGAUCUACCCCCUCCUGCGACCCGGCAGAGACGUCGAUGUCAUCGUUGCCUUCGACGCCUCGGCAGACAUCAAAACAGACAACUGGCUCGCGGUCGCUGACGGAUACGCUCGCCAGCGCGGAAUCAAAGGAUGGCCAGUGGGCGUCGGCUGGCCCAAGGCAGGAGAAUCCUCCAAGCAGGUCAGCGAGGAACUCAAGGAAGCCGAGGCCGCGAGCUCGCGCGAGGCGGACCAGAAGCUUCACGAGGCCCAGCAGCACCAGAUCGAGCACCAAGCCGAGGAGGACAAACCGCGGCCUGACGAUAACACGAAGAAGGGCCAGGCCGCCAAGUUCACGCCCGGAGACGAGGAGUCUGGCGAGCUGGGCUACUGCACCGUCUGGGUGGGAACCACGCAGGAGCGCUCUUCGGAGCCUUCGCCCCCGUCCAAGGCCCUCGACCAGUCGACCCACUGGCAACUCACGGAGCCCGACGCCGGCAUCGCCAUCGUCUACCUGCCAUACCUGGCGAACCCCAAGGUCCCCGGCAUCAACCCGGGAACGACCGAUUACCUGAGCACGUGGAACUUCGUGUACACGCCGGAGCAGAUCGACAAUGUCGUCGCGCUGGCGCGGGCCAACUACGCCGAGGGGCGGGAGCAGAUACGCGGCACCGUCAGGGCCGUCUACGAGCGCAAGAGGAAGCUUAGGCUGGAGAGGGAGGCGAAGGCGAAGAAGGAUCGGUACAGGAGGCUGGUGCAGAGGGGGAUGGCGCACAAGCUUGGGGAGGGCGAUCAGUUUAGCUGA
Messenger RNA from Colletotrichum karsti, 2463 nucleotides. Its product is annotated as cytosolic phospholipase A2 zeta. Bases 1 to 2463 code for a protein of 820 amino acids. Gene Ontology annotation, biological process: glycerophospholipid catabolic process. The transcript has 3 exons. Gene Ontology annotation, molecular function: A2-type glycerophospholipase activity. The record is from RefSeq and is a predicted model, not a curated record. Lineage: Eukaryota; Fungi; Ascomycota; Sordariomycetes; Glomerellales; Glomerellaceae. Gene Ontology annotation, cellular component: cytosol.